This is a messenger RNA of Lepus europaeus (European hare), 1325 nucleotides long. It is a transcript of the gene SLC25A4, whose product is annotated as solute carrier family 25 member 4. The transcript has 4 exons. Gene Ontology annotation, biological process: mitochondrial ADP transmembrane transport; mitochondrial ATP transmembrane transport. The record is from RefSeq and is a predicted model, not a curated record. Bases 121 to 1017 code for a protein of 298 amino acids. Gene Ontology annotation, cellular component: mitochondrial inner membrane. Gene Ontology annotation, molecular function: ATP:ADP antiporter activity. Lineage: Eukaryota; Metazoa; Chordata; Mammalia; Lagomorpha; Leporidae.
CCUCUUCGCUUCGCGCAGGGGACGGGGACGGCGUGGCGGUGCCUGGCCCGGGCGUAGGCGAGAACCAGAGCGCGAGUGCGAGCGCGGCUGCUUGCAGACUGAGUGCGCCCGGCUGUCAUCAUGAGUGAUCAGGCUUUGAGCUUCCUCAAGGACUUCCUGGCAGGUGGCGUCGCCGCUGCCGUCUCCAAGACUGCGGUCGCCCCCAUCGAGAGGGUCAAACUGCUGCUGCAGGUCCAGCAUGCCAGCAAACAGAUCAGCGCUGAGAAGCAGUACAAAGGGAUCAUUGAUUGUGUGGUGAGGAUCCCCAGGGAGCAGGGCUUUCUCUCCUUCUGGAGGGGUAACCUGGCCAACGUGAUCCGGUACUUCCCCACCCAAGCUCUCAACUUCGCCUUCAAGGACAAGUACAAGCAGAUCUUCUUGGGGGGCGUGGAUCGGCAUAAGCAGUUCUGGCGCUACUUCGCUGGUAACCUGGCCUCCGGUGGGGCAGCUGGGGCCACCUCCCUCUGCUUUGUCUACCCGCUGGACUUUGCCAGGACCAGGUUGGCUGCCGACGUGGGCAAGGGUGCCGCCCAGCGUGAGUUCAGUGGUCUGGGCAACUGUCUCACCAAGAUCUUCAAGUCUGAUGGCCUGAGGGGUCUCUACCAGGGUUUCAAUGUCUCUGUGCAAGGCAUCAUUAUCUACAGAGCUGCCUACUUCGGAGUCUAUGAUACUGCCAAGGGGAUGUUGCCUGACCCCAAGAACGUGCACAUUAUCGUGAGCUGGAUGAUUGCCCAGAGCGUGACGGCGGUGGCCGGGCUGGUGUCCUACCCCUUUGACACUGUUCGUCGUAGGAUGAUGAUGCAGUCUGGCCGGAAAGGGGCUGACAUUAUGUACACGGGCACAGUUGACUGCUGGAGGAAGAUUGCAAAAGAUGAAGGACCCAAGGCUUUCUUCAAAGGUGCCUGGUCCAAUGUGUUGAGAGGCAUGGGUGGCGCUUUUGUAUUGGUGUUGUAUGAUGAGAUCAAAAAAUAUGUCUAAUGCAGUCGAAAAUCAAGUUCAUUGAUUCACAGGGGACUUGGAUCACCAGUUCACAGAUCCAUUUUGUGGUUUAAUAGACAAUUCUGGGGGGAAGUAAAAAGAUCUGAAAUACCAGACUGAAAGGAAUACCUCAGAAAAAAAAAUGCUUCAUUAAGUGUUCGUUGAACCACAAAUGUAUUUUGUAUUUAUUUUACAUUUGAAUCCCCACAGCAAAUAGAAAAUAACUUAUCAUACUUGUAUGAUUGUCUGAAGAAUUAAUAAUGAAGAAAUAACUGAAUGUAAAACAUCAAUAAAGAUCACUUAAUGCA